AUGUUUGAAGAUCACGAGUCCCUGGAUCAAGUCCUAGAAGGAGUAGGACAUGCAAACACUCCUCUCACCGGGUGGCUGGAAGCAAAUAGGAAGUACCCAAAUGCAAGAAAACUAACAUACCAUGAAUUCCCAACUGAUUGGGUAUGGCAAAGGAAGGAAAAGAAAUGGAAAGGAAGAGACGAAGGGUUCAAAAUAGGGAGGAUAUACUUUGUGCACCCAGCAUCAGAGGAGCUUUACUACUUGCGUAUGCUCCUUAAUAUAGUCAGAGGUUCAACAACCUUUGCGGAAAUAAGAACGGUGAAUGGCAUAGAAUUUGCCACAUUCAAGGAAGCUUGCAAUGCUUUGGGUCUUCUAGAAGGAGAUAAUGAAUGGCAUCAAGCUUUACAAGAUGCAUCAUCUUGGGCCCAUGCCCCACAACUUAGAGAGUUAUUCGUCACAAUGUCAAUUUUCUGUGAAGUAUCAAAUCCCACUGACCUAUGGGAGAAAAACUGGGAGCUCCUAUCAGAUGUUGUCCUAUACCGGCAACGCAAAAGGAGCCUCACAAACUACGCAAAUAUGCCAUUCCCAGACAUGUCUCUAGUGCAACAAACUUCAAACAGAAUGAUAUUGGAAGAGCAAAUGUUUGAUAUGGCCACGUUAGCAGAAGAAGCAUCUAAUCUAGAAGCAGGCCUAAAUCCAGAACAAAGCUCUGUGUACCGUCAGAUACUCGACAAUGUUGAGAACAGAACAGGGGGAGUAUUCUUCAUUUACGGCAGCGGAGGUACAGGGAAGACAUAUUUGUGGAGCACCUUAAUUUCAAGGAUUAGAUCUCAAGGAGGUAUAGUCAUCGCAGUCGCCUCAUCUGGAAUUGCAGCACUAUUACUUCACUGUGGAAGGACGGCACAUUCACGCUUUAGCAUCCCAAUUAAUUUGAAUGAGAACUCAUGUUGCAGAAUAAGCUAA
Molecule: messenger RNA, 942 nt
Organism: Spinacia oleracea (spinach)
Lineage: Eukaryota; Viridiplantae; Streptophyta; Magnoliopsida; Caryophyllales; Amaranthaceae
Exons: 2
Coding region: 1-942 (313 amino acids)
Biological process (GO): telomere maintenance; DNA repair
Molecular function (GO): DNA helicase activity
Source: RefSeq, a predicted model, not a curated record